Messenger RNA from Oncorhynchus masou masou (cherry salmon), 3378 nucleotides. RefSeq lists its product as uncharacterized. The coding region runs from base 250 to 2772 and encodes 840 amino acids. The record is from RefSeq and is a predicted model, not a curated record. The transcript is spliced from 12 exons. NCBI's taxonomy places the organism in Eukaryota, Metazoa, Chordata, Actinopteri, Salmoniformes, Salmonidae. Gene Ontology annotation, molecular function: catalytic activity.
GUGUGUGUUUGUGGUGUCUUAAGUUUUGCUAACACACCUAAAUGUUAAACAAAAAUAAGUUACCGGUGGGUGCAAUGCGUAGUAGGAUACUUUACAAACUAGUUAUUUUUUGCUAAUUUACAAACAAAAAAGUUUGUUUUUUGACUUUCUAAUAGUAUUUUUUUUUGCGCGAAAACAUUAACGUUAGCAUGCUAGGCUAACUGUUGUGACUUGGCUCUUUCUGAGGCUGUAAGUUAGCAAAAGUUGAAGAUGGAGCUUCGCAGGAAAUCUGGUCGAGCUGUGAUGCAAGUCAGAAGGUCGAUCCGUCUCAGGAAAAAUAACAGCACGUUUUUAGAGGAUACAGAAGAGUUUCAGAACCAAGCUGUGAUGGAAGGUGAUCAUUCUCCCGCCCUGUCAGAAGAUGAUGUCACCACGACGCAGUCUGAGGACUCCCACCCGGACGUGAUGGGAGCUAAGAAUUGGACUGUAAUGUUGAACCGGUUAGACCAAGAGGAAGACUCUGAGAAGAAAGAGGAUGAAGAAAAAGAAGACGCGCGAAAAACUGGGAAACAACAACAUGCGUCUCGAAUUCCUGCUUUUCACAAAACAUUAGCCAAAAAACGCCCUACCACCACCAGCAGCAGCAGCAGUCAACACUCAGAUCCACCUGCCUCAUCUAUUACCAGCAAAGAGUCUUCUAACCAGGCAACUUUAACCGUUGCAGCUUCAACAAGCAGCAGUGGAGAGAUGUCAAGAUCAAAACUGCCCAGUAUUAGAGAAACAGGUCUCCCUCUUCCUACAGUCCGUCUACAUAAACUCAAUCCUCAGACCCUGUCUCAUGCUGUUAGCUCCUCAGAGCAAAGCCCCAGCUCUCUGGAUGUUACUCCACCCGAGGGGGACCAGGAGCAGCUCCAAUCCAUGACAGCAACCCCCAGACCGGCCCUCAGGGCUGAAGCAGGGGACUACGAUGACCCAGGAGAACCACUUCAUACCACUGGAGCUGCACAGAAGGCGACGGAGGAAGAGUUUGAGGCUGAUGUUAGAAUGGAUGGCGGCGACGUCCCUUCUGGGCAUGCCGAAAAGGAAUCCCUAGAGACAGAUGAAGGUGAGGAAGAUGCGACCGAUCUGAAUCAGCCUGAUGAUGAUGAUGAUGUAGAAACAGCCUACGAGGAAACUCCCUGUCAGGCUGAAGCCAUGGAGAUUGAGUUUCUGUUAGAAGAGGAUGGAGAUGGGUUGGACUCCUCCCCAUUGCUGGAGGAGAAGGAGCUUGAGAAGCCCAGUGUUGAGACUGAGAGCUUCAGUGAAUCGGAGGUUGUUUGUGAGAAUCAAGACAAGUCUGCCAACAAAGAGAAGGCUUCUGGGAAAUGGUCAAAAACCCCAGAGGAUACAACCGUCGCUGAUACCGCAGUCCCCUCUAACAGAGCAGUCCCCUCUAACAGAGCAGUCCCCUCUAACAGAGCAGUCCCCUCUAACAGAGCAGUCCCCUCUAACAGAGCAGUGCCUCGGAGAACAGCUAAACCCAGUCAGUCAAACAAGACAUCAUGGUGCUGGAGCUUUGCACUAUUCUGCCUUUUUCCCUCCACUCUGCUUGUGAUUGGAGGAUUCGGUCAACACGUGUGGCACUAUGGGAUGCCUCUGUCGGUGUCACAGUUGAUGGGACAGUUGGAGCUGCACUGGCUGGAGGGACUGUGGGUGCCACACGAGCCUUGUAACUCAGAUUGUCGGACAGAGCCUAGUGCUGCACAGGGUAAACAGGUCUUCAAGCAGCUGAUGGAACUCGAAGCAAAAGGAGUGAAACUUCAGAUUGCUGUUAAUGGUCCUCAGAAUGAUAAUCGAGACACGGCUGAUUUAGCCAGAACGGGUGCAGAGGUACGGGAGGUGGAUCUCCAGUCAGUGACGGGAGGUAUCGUCCACACCAAGCUGUGGGUCGUGGAUCAGAAACACCUCUACCUGGGCAGUGCCAACAUGGACUGGCGGUCCCUCACACAGGUGAAGGAGGUGGGAGUUUCAAUGGAGGACUGCAGCUGCCUGGCACAGGAUGCGUCAAGGAUAUUCGGGGUGUACUGGAACAUUGGUGCUCAAAAAAAUGGCUCCCUACCCCCCUUCUGGCCUGCCCGAUACUCUGCCCUCUCGAGCUCCAAGCACCCCUUAAAUCUCAAACUCAAUGGAGUCCCUGCACGAGUAUAUCUCUCUAGCGCUCCACCCCAGAUAUCAGCUUAUGGACGCUCCGACGAUCUUUCCACCAUCCUGUCUGUCAUCGCAGACGCCCAGAAAUAUGUCCACAUCUCAGUCAUGGACUAUAUUCCGCUGUCCCAGUUCACUGAGCCACUCAGGUUCUGGCCUGCGAUUGACUCGGCCAUACGGGAAGCAGCGUGUACUAGAGGGGUAGAGGUCAACCUACUAGUGAGCUGCUGGUCACACUCUCCAGGCUCCAUGUUCCUCUUUCUACAGUCCCUGACCGUUCUCAACAGACCUCCCCUGGGAUGCAACAUCAAUGUGAAAGUGUUUGAGGUGCCUUCGACAGCAGAGCAGAAAAAGAUCCCUUUCUCAAGAGUGAACCAUGCCAAGUACAUGGUGACCGACCGAGUCGUCUAUAUUGGAACAUCCAACUGGUCAGAGAACUAUUUCACCCACACUGCAGGUAUCGGCCUGGUGGUGAACCAGACCGGUUCUGUGGUGGGACAGGGCCAGAGGAGUUUACAGGUCCAGCUACAGGAAGUGUUCCUCAGGGACUGGACAUCUCAAUACGCCCAGAUCCUUUCCAAUGACGAUGUCAAACACUGUGGUAGAUGAUGCUAACGGCGAUGACUCAGGGCUUCAUCCCAAAUGGCACCCUAUUCCCUAUCUAGUGCACUACUUUUGACCAGAGAAAAUAGUGCACUAUAAUGUAGAGAAUAGGGUGGGGUGCCAUUUUGGGACACAGACCCAUAUUAGUUUUAGAUAAUUGUUUUGGCAUAUACUUUCACCGGGGCUCAGAAUGCUGCCUAUCAUAAGAGCAUGCGCUUACCUUGCAUUGCUUAGUUGUUUGUUUUUUUAAACCACUCCCAUUUGACAAUUCUGUUGUUACAUGCAGCAUUUGACUGUAUAUAUUUGCAAUUUUUGGUGAAAACAUAUUUUCUACUUGAGUGAUUUGCUGUAUCUUUUGUUUUCCCCCUUUCUGAAUGGAAGUGUCAAUAUUGAAUGAAUCUUGAAGUUCUGAUUUUGAUCCAUUUCUUUUGCUUUGACUGACUGAGGCUGUCAGUGACUCAAGGCAUGUGUUGUCUAAAAAGGAAAAGACUGAUGACCUUUGUCAUGCCAGGUGCAUUUUUGUGUUAUGUCAUAUGUUUAUACUGUUUUUCAACCAAAUAUGUUUCAACUUCAUUCUUAUUCUUGAAAUUAAAUAUUUGUUAUUAUUUUUAA